Molecule: messenger RNA, 5511 nt
Organism: Thalassophryne amazonica
Lineage: Eukaryota; Metazoa; Chordata; Actinopteri; Batrachoidiformes; Batrachoididae
Gene: dcc
Product: DCC netrin 1 receptor
Exons: 28
Coding region: 1-4524 (1507 amino acids)
Biological process (GO): cell-cell adhesion
Cellular component (GO): membrane
Molecular function (GO): protein binding
Source: RefSeq, a predicted model, not a curated record
AUGGCCUCCUCUUCAUCUUCUUCUUCUCCUCCUGUAGCCUCAGAUGCCUCCUCUUCUUCCUGGGCGGGUGUUGGAGGAUUUGUGGACUUUAUUUUCACUCAGGAGCCUCAGGACACGGUGACGGUACGAGGUGGCGUGCUACAGCUCAACUGCCAGGCACACUCAGACUCCACAGCAGGACCUCCUAUCAUCACGUGGCGUAAGGACGGGGUGCUGCUGAGCACGGUUGUGGAUGAACGGCGGCGCCAGCUGAGUAAUGGCUCAUUAUUGGUGCAGAAUGUGGUUCAUUCACGACACCAUCGGCCUGACGAGGGCGGAUAUCAGUGCCUUGCUACGCUGGACGGAGUGGGUAGCAUCGUGAGUCGGACUGCCAGGGUCACCGUUGCUGGUCCUCUAAAGGUCAUUGUCCCAACAGAGUCUGUCUCUUCGUACCUUGGUGACACCGCCUUGCUCCACUGUGAGGUUUCCGGUGACCCCGCCCCUGUCAUACGCUGGCAGAAGAACCAUGAGGACCUGAUCCUGACCUUUGACCAUAACUCACGGGUGGUAGUGCUACCGUCCGGCUCAUUGCAGGUCAGCCGUGUCCAGCCGCCAGACUCGGCCAUGUACCGCUGCCUGGCUGAUAACCCCAGUAGCACCAGGACAGGGACAGAUGCUGAGCUCCACGUGCUACCAGAACCCGGGCUGAUCAGGAACCUGCAGUUCCUCCAGCGUCCGUCCGCAGUCACAGCUCUUCUGGGAACUGACGCUGUUCUGGAAUGUUCUGCCACCGGAUAUCCGACUCCGAGUAUCCAGUGGAGGAGAGGGGAGGAGCUAAUCCAGAGCUGGAAUAAGAAGUUCUCUCUGCUGGCCGGCAGUAAUCUGAUCAUCAGGAGCGUCACCGAUGAUGAUUCUGGUUCUUACGGCUGCACGGCCGCCAACAAAAUCCACAACAUCACCGCCACCGCGCAGCUCAGCGUGCACGUUCCUCCUCAGUUCCUGAGCUAUCCCACCAACACGUAUGCCUAUGAGUCUACAGACAUCGAGCUGGAGUGUGCAGUAACGGGAAACCCGCCGCCGAGCGUCCGCUGGAUGAAGAACGGUGAGGAGGUCAUCCCCAGUGACUACUUCCAGAUCGUGGAUGGCAGUAACCUUCAAAUUUUGGGCUUGGUGAGGUCGGAUGAAGGAUUUUAUCAGUGCAUCGCUGAGAAUGUGGCUGGUACUUCACAGGCAAUGGCUCAGCUGGUACUGCGAGAACCAGAGGCCAUGCCCACUCAGUAUCGACCCUCCCACACUGCACCUCCUGCUCCUUCUGGCUCCGCUUUGACUCACUCCUCCUCCUCUGAUCCCCCACCAGUGUCCCCCAGCCCCGGCGUUGCCCUCCCCUCUGCUCCCCGUGAUCUGGUCCCUGUCCUAGUGUCCAGCCGCUUUGUCCGCCUCAGCUGGCGCCCCCCUUUUGAGACGGGAGGAUCUGUGCAGACCUACGGGAUUUAUUACUCUCAGGACGGAGUGGAAAGGGAGAGGUCAGUGAACGUGUCAGAGCCUGAGUCCUUGGAACUGACUGUUUCAAACCUGAAGCCUGAUGAGGUGUACAGUUUCAGAGUCAUCGCCUACAACAGCAUGGGACCAGGAGAGAGCUCCACCCCUCUGAGGAUAACCACCAAACCGGACCUCCAGGUUCCCAGCAGGGUGGAGUCUCUCCGUGCUGAGUCUCUGUCUCCGACCUCGGUCCAGGUGGGCUGGGACCCUCCAGGACAUCCCAACGGUCCCUUGAUGGGCUACAGAGUGUUGUGGAGUGAGAGUCUGUCUGGAAAGGAACAGAGCAUGGACGUGAAUGGACCCAACUACAAGAUUGAUGGACUCAAUAAGUUCACAGAGUACAGAAUUUGGGUGUUGGCUAUUAACCGUUAUGGACCAGGCAUCACCUCAGAGGCUGUGAGCGUCAUCACCCAAUCUGACGUGCCAAGCGCUCCUCCUCAGAACAUCACCUUAGAAGUCGUCCUGUCCAGGAGCAUUAAGGUGUCAUGGCAACCGCCUCCUCAUAGUGCCCACAAUGGAAUCAUCACCGCGUAUAAGAUCAGAUACAGGAAGACCGGUCGUCGUGGCGACCAGGAAGCCAUAGAGCCAAACAACUUCUGGUACCUGUUUACAGGUUUGGACAAAGGCAGCCAGUACAGCUUCCAGGUCACCGCCAUGACGACCAACGGGACCGGCCCGUUCAGUGAGUGGACUACGGCGGAGACGCCCGAAAAUGAUUUGGAUGAGAGUCAGGUUCCAGACCAGCCCAGCUCGCUGCACGUCAGACCACUGCCCAACAGCAUCAUCAUGUCCUGGACUCCACCCCUCAGCCCCAGCAUCCUGGUCCGAGGCUACAUCAUCGGCUAUGGUGUGGGAAGUCCCUAUGCUGAGACCGUGCGAGUGGACAGCAAGCAGAGAUACUACUCCAUAGAAAAUCUGGAGCCGAGUUCACACUACGUGAUUUCUCUGAAGGCCUUCAACAACGCCGGUGAAGGAGUCCCCCUGUACGAGAGCGCCGUCACUCGAUCUCUAACAGACCCCAUAGACCCGUCUGAGGAUGACCUUUUCCACCUCUUUGAUAAAUACCCAACUCCCAUACCAGACACCAGCACCCCCAUGAUCCCCCCAGUGGGAGUCCAAGCGGUGGCUCUGUCCUCGGAUUCGGUCCGGGUCUCUUGGGCCGACAACUCCAUGACCAAGAACCAGAAGGCGUCUGAGGUCCGGUACUACUCUGUCAAGUGGAAGACCAGCUACUCCACCAGUGGAAAGUACAAGUCUGCAGACACGACGGCACUCAGCCACACCGUCACCGGACUCAAACCAAACACCAUGUAUGAGUUCGCUGUCAUGGUAACCAAAGGAAGGAAGUCCAGUACCUGGAGCAUGACGGCCCACGCCACCACAUAUGAAGCAGCUCCUAGCUCAGCCCCCAAAGACCUGACAGUGAUCAGUCGAGAGGGACGACCGCGUGCCAUUUUAAUCAGCUGGCAGCCGCCAAUGGAGGCCAACGGCCGGAUCACAGGUUACAUCGUAUACUACACGCUGGAUAAGAACAUGCCUAUUGAUGACUGGAUGAUGGAAGCGAUCAGUGGCGAUCGGCUGACCCACCAGCUCGUCGAUCUCAACCUCGACACCAUUUACUACUUCAGGAUUCAAGCCAAGAACGCCAAAGGAGUCGGACCGCUGUCUGAGCCUGUCCAUUUCAGGACAACCAAAGUUGAGCAUCCUGAUAAAAUGGCCAAUGAUCAAGGUCGAGGAGGAGACCACGCCUACUGGCCGUCUGACACCAACCUGAUUGACAGGAGCAACAUCAACGAGUCUCCCAUUGGUCAGAUGCGUCCGCCUCACGGCAGCGCAACACCUCAGAAGAACAGCAACCUGCUGGUGGUCAUCGUGGUGUCGGUGGGAGCUGUUACUGUGGUCGUGGUUGUCAUCGUGGCACUCAUCUGCACCCGCCGCUCCUCUGCCCAGCAAAGAAAGAAGAGAGCGAGCCACAGUGCCAGUAAGAGGAAGGGUAGCCAGAAGGACCUCCGACCUCCUGACCUCUGGAUCCACCAUGAGGAGAUGGAGAUGAAGAAUAUGGAGAAAGCUCCAAGCGUGGCUCCAUCUGGACAUGAGUCGCCGAUCCAAUCCUGCCAGGACCUCCCGCAGGUGGCCCACAGCCAAUCAGAGAGCCAGAUGGGCAGCAAGAGUAGCCACUCAGGAGCCGAUGCUGAUGAAACGUCCAGCAGUAUUUCCACUCUGGAGCGCGCCCUAGCUGCCAGGAGGGGAACACGAGGAAAAAUGAUGAUUCCUAUGGACUCACAGCCAAGUAACACUCCGGUGGUCAGUGCCGUGGCGGUGCCGGCUCUGGAUUCGUCUCAGUAUCCUGGUAUUCUACCGUCACCUUCCUGUGGCUUCACUCAUAACAAGUUCAGCUUGAGGCCGAUGCCUUUUCCCAGCCUCACCAUGGACAGAGGAUACACACCAGUGAUGUCCACAGACACCUCUUCCACACCACUCCUCCAGCAGCAGCAGCCUCCUCCCCAGCAGCCUCCUCCCCUCCUCCCUGGCUCCUCAGCUCAGCCUGGAGACCACAUUCCUGGUGUUGGUCCAGUCCCUGUGGUCGGUCCGGUCCCUGGGGCUCCUGCUGCUGUCGCUGAAGAGGCUCAGUCCGGGACGAGUCGUACCAUCCCCACGGCAUGCGUCCGACCCACCCACCCUCUACGCAGCUUCACCAACCCACUGCUGCCGCCGCCCAUGACCACCUUGGAUCCUAAAGUGUACACGUCCAUGGUGCCACAGUCCACUGCCAGCCUCCCAAAGCCACAGGUGAAGACUGCUUCGCUUGGCCAAGCCGGAAAGGCUCGCUCCCCUCUGCUGCCCGUGUCGGUUCCUACAGCACCAGACAUACUGGAGGAAGGAGUAACAAAACCCAGUGAGGAUUCAGCCACCAACGUUUACGAGCAGGACGACCUCUCAGAGCAGAUGGCCAGCCUUGAAGGUCUGAUGAAGCAGCUCAAUGCCAUUACUGGCUCCGCCUUCUAACCUCUGACCCUGGCUUAGCCACAGCUGUGGUCCAGUCAGGACCUCGCCUUGACCACACCCGUUGUCCAUUCCUUAACGGCUACAACAGGUUGACCUGGGAUUGAAGACACCUGUGAGGAAUCAGACCUCCAGCCGGGUUGGAUUUGUUUCACAUCUGUUGGUGUCAGUGGGCUUGGGGAAAUCAUUAAAUAUUGAAGCAAGGGACACACAACUACAGCAGCACGGCAUCAAGUCCACCAUGUGGUGGAGGUGUUUCUUUUGGAGUUCAAAGUAACUCUCCCCCAAACCCUUCAACCCUGGAACAAAUCCGACACCUGGCACUUUGAUUUCAUAGACACGAGGAACAGCUUAUCACAAAAAAAGAUGAAAAUAAAUGAAUCCCCCUGUUUUCUUCUUUGUGGUAUUUAUUAGCUUCCUCCUCCAGCUCAGUUCCUGUGACUGUACCUCGCUUUUUCCCUGGUCGCUGUUGGGAUUCCUUUUGUCUUUAGUUUUGUGUCACUUACAGGACAAGGUUCCACACUGGUACUGAAGCUAUGUUAGGAAAUAUACAAAGUUUCCUUGCCACCAAAGUUUCACCAAAACAUUCUUUUUUCGCUCACCCGGACCUCAGAUUGUGGAGAUGCUCAGUUGUCUCUCCAGAGUCUUUCCAUCUGUUUUUCCUGACUUUGUUGAACCUCUUCUGAUCUGCUGUGGAUCCUGAGAUAAAAAAUAGUAAUAAUAAUGGUUUGACCUUUUUUUUUUUUUUUUUUUUUUUUUUUACCUGGAUCUGCACUGGUGUAGAACCAGUCUGGAUCCAGUUGCCAGGACUAAAUUGUGGCCUCUGCAGACCGCCACAGUCUGUUGCUGCUCUUGACCAAGCCUUUACACUCCAGAACCACAAAACUGAAACAUUUACAAAAACUGUGUCAUUGCCAAAUUCUGAUCUAUAACCGUUGUUUUUGCUCCUUGUUCACAUCCAUCAUAGUCCUGGAUUUGGACUAGCAGGAA